Trichosurus vulpecula (common brushtail) is the source of this 3295-nucleotide messenger RNA. RefSeq names its product synuclein alpha interacting protein (gene SNCAIP). The record is from RefSeq and is a predicted model, not a curated record. NCBI's taxonomy places the organism in Eukaryota, Metazoa, Chordata, Mammalia, Diprotodontia, Phalangeridae. The transcript has 9 exons. The coding region runs from base 379 to 2685 and encodes 768 amino acids. Gene Ontology annotation, molecular function: ubiquitin protein ligase binding.
GUAACAUCACUCAAGACCAUCCCAGAACUGUGCCGGAGAUGUGAUUCACAGAAUGAAGACAGAUCAGUUUCUAGUUCUAGUUGGAACUGUGGAGUUUCAACUCUUAUUGCAAAUGCACAAAAGCCAACAGGAAUCGCAGAUGUAUACAGUAAGUUUCGCCCUGUGAAGAGAGUUUCCCCCCUGAAACACCAUCCAGAGACCCUUGAGAACAAUGAAAGUGAUGACCAAAAGAAUGAGAAGGUGGAAUACCAGAAAGGGGGAGCUUUUGAUCAACCACCUCCAACUGAAGAACUGUGCCCUGGAGAUGGAGAGACCCUUAAAAGUAAAAGCCUUGAGCCUAGUGUUUUAUUGGGAGAGCUGGAGCAUUAUGACCUUGAUAUGGAUGAGAUUCUGGAUGUGCCCUACAUUAAAUCAAGCCAACAGCUUGCUUCUUUUACCAAGGCAGCUACAGAAAAGAGGAUUUUGGGUAUAUGUUCAACAGUCAAUGGCCUCUCUGGCAAGAGCAGCUCCACAGGAAAUGCUGAGAGCUUGACAGCUAGCAUGACACCCUUUUGUGUCUUGUCCCCAGUAAAAAGCUCUCACUUGAGAAAAGCUCACUCUCUCGUUCUUGAUCAGCACAAGCAUUCUACUGAAGAUUCAGAGCUUUCCCCAUCUCUGGUUACGUGCAACUCAGUCCAUGAACCUGAAACCCAGAGCAAGGGCUUCCUUAACAAGGCAUUUGCUGACCCCACCAUGCUCAAAGUUGAGAACAUCAUGCCCAGUAGCAGCCAGAUCAGGACUUUACACCUGCAGUCCUCAGCCACAGAACCCAAACUGGAUGAGCAGAAUAGCCAUGGGAACUGGAACUCAGGAAGCCCAGAAGAAAGGAGUGAGGAUAUGAAAAAAAUUAAAAGCAUCUUGAAUAUUGUUAAAGAAGGACAAAUAUCUCUCUUGCCACACCUCGCUGCAGACAACCUGGAUAAAAUCCAUGAUGAAAGCGGGAACAAUCUGUUGCACAUUGCAGCCUCCCAGGGACACGCAGAAUGUUUGCAACACCUUACUUCUUUAAUGGGAGAAGACUGCCUGAAUGAGAGAAACAAUGACAAACUAACGCCUGCUGGCCUAGCAAUAAAGAAUGGCCAGCUUGAGUGUGUACGAUGGAUGGUGAGCGAAACCGAAGCUAUUGCAGAAUUAAGUUGUUCAAAGGAUUUCCCAAGUCUCAUUCACUAUGCAGGCUGCUAUGGUCAGGAAAAAAUCCUUCUCUGGCUUCUUCAGUUUAUGCAAGAACAAGGGAUCUCUUUGGAUGAAGUUGACCAAGAUGGUAACAGUGCAGUUCAUGUAACAUCACAGCAUGGGUACCUAGGAUGUAUACAGACUUUGGUUGAAUAUGGAGCAAAUGUCACGAUGCAGAAUCAUGCAGGAGAGAAACCCUCCCAAAGUGCUGAGCGGCAUGGGCAUACCAUGUGUUCCCGUUACCUAGUGGUGGUAGAGACGUGCAUGUCUCUAGCGUCUCAGGUUGUAAAGUUAACCAAGCAACUGAAGGAGCAGACAAUGGAGCGUGUGACACUGCAGAACCAACUCCAACAGCUCUUAGAAGCACAGAGAUCAGAGGGCAAGUCCCUCCUUUCUUCCCCCAGUUCACCAUCUUCACCAGCUUCUGGAAAAUCCCAGUGGAAGUCAAAUGAUGCAGAUGAAUUGUGUAUAACAAAAAAUAAAUCAAACACCCAAGAUGGGAUUCAGGUUCUUGGAAGCAUAUCAGCCUCCAGCCGUACCAAAUUCAGGGCAAAAGAUGAAGACUCAGAUAAAAUCCUUCGCCAGUUACUGGGGAAAGAAAUUUCAGAGAAUGUCUGUACCCAGGAAAAGCUGUCCUUGGAAUUCCAGGAUGCUCAGGCUUCCUCAAGGAAUAUGAAGAAGAUUCCACCAGAGAAGAGAGAACUGAAACUUGCCCGGCUAAGGCAGCUGAUGCAGAGGUCACUGAGCGAGUCUGAUACAGACUCGAACAAUUCUGAGGACCUCAAGAACACUCCUGUGCGAAGGACUGAAAAACCAAGGCCUCAGCCCAUUGUGGAAAGUGUGGAAAGUGCCGAAAGCCUACACCUGAUGAUUAAAAAACAUACUUUGGCCACAGGGCGAAGGUUUCCUUUUAGCAUCAGGGCCUCCAAGUCUGUGGAUGGCCAUAGCCCAUCCCCUACUUCAGAAAGUAGUGAUCUGGACUUAGAAACCCCGUAUACAACAUCUGGGAGUACACCUCAGGGCCAGUCAGCUGGGGAUAUCACACAGUCUACCCCUGACAGUACUACUGCUCAAAAGGUUGCUACUAGCCCCAAAAGUGCCCUCAAGUCUCCAUCUUCCAAGCGCCGAACUUCCCAAAAUUUGAAACUUCGAGUCACCUUUGAGGAGCCAGUGGUGCAGGUGGAGCAAACUGACCUUGAACCUAUUGGGGAAAAGGACAAAGAUCGGGGUAAGGUCCUUCAGCGACUUCCUCCAAAUAAUGAGACAAGUGAUCAACUGAAAAGGCCUUUUGGAACUUUCAGGUCCAUAAUGGAGACACUAAGUGGCAACCAGAACAAUAAUAAUAGUUGUCAGACUGUCAACCAGACCAAGACCUCAUCGACACUGCCCUUUACCUCACUAGGAAGGAAAACUGCAGACGCCAAGGGAAACUCAGUGAGCUCUGCUAGCAAAGGAAAGAAUAAGGCAGCAUAGUGACAUAAAUCGGAAAAUUGAGAAAUCUCAAAGCAAAGAGAGUGUUGAUGAGCCAGAGCUACAGGAACUCUUCUUGUAAUCACACCUCAUCAUGUCUUACUGCUGACCUUUGGACACAGUUGGAAAUCCCUUAAAUAUCCUUUGUGGAAACAGGACCAUAAGAAAUAAUCCUCACCAGCAAAAGAAUGGAUUAUUAGGAUGCCUUAAAUUUGUAGCAGUUAGACUAUAUAAGAAAUCUUUUUUUUACACUAUGUGUAUAUACAACUUGUUUUUAAAGAUGUACGGUUUAAAGGCAUGACUGAACAAGCAAUUUUUUUAAAACCAUGUAAAGGAUACGACAAAACUCUAGAGUGUUCAUCUGACCAUUGAUCCCAUUUUGUUUUCAUCAGGUGCAUGGGUAUAUAAGUAUGUUAAUUGGUCUUCCCUUUCCCAGUGACAUAAAUUGUUUGGGCUCAGGUCCUUCAAGACCAGUGGUUUUAUUUUAUUUUUUGUCAAGUAUAAUUUGUCUGUCAUUUCUAUUUUUUUGUAAAAGGAAAUAAAACAAUGUUAACAGCCAUCUCUAAUCUCUGAGUGCCUCCCUUUCCAAUAAACUUGUAAUAUUUUGAUUUCU